AUGGACCAUAUUGCAUUAACCAUGGAACGUCAGGAGCUGGGAGACGUCGUUCCCAAAGACAACAACCACAUUAGAAAGAUCCUGUCACAGCUGGACCAGGACCUGCAGGAGUUUGAAGAGAUGUUUGAGCAGAGAUCUGAGACUCCGUGGCUUUGUGGCAAAUCUCAGAGCGAGGCGGACCUCCCACAGUCCACCUGGUCCACCUGCGAGACACAGACUGAGACCUGGUCCACCUGCGGGACACAGACUGAGAGCUGGUCCACCUGCGGAACACAGACUGAGACCUGGUCCACCUGCGGGACACAGACUGAGACCUGGUCCACCUGCGAAGGUCAGACACAGACUGAGACCUGGUCCACCUGCGAGGGUCAGACACAGACUGAGACCUGGUCCACCUGCGAGGGUCAGACACAGACUGAGACCUGGUCCACCUGCGAGGGUCAGACACAGACUGAGACCUGGUCCACCUGCGAGGGUCAGACACAGACUGAGGACCACAAAGACCUACAUGUCAAAGAGGCAGAGUUAAAGGCAGAGUUGGAGCUAGCAAGAGAAAAGUUAGCGAAGAAGGAGACAGAGCAUCAGGAGGUUUGUGCAAAACUGAUGCAGCUGCAAAGUUUGAAUCACAGUCUGGAGAAAGAUCUGGAACAAGCCAACAACAACUCUCGUAGACAUGAGUCCGAGCGUCAGGAGGCCUGUGAGACACUGAGAGAGCUGCAACUUUUACAUGAGAAAGUAUGUACGGAGCACUUUGAGGAGCUGAAAAGUGUAAAUCAGUGUUUGGAACAGCAGGUCUCUGUUUGCAAAAGUCUAGAGAAACAGAAAAGUGAGAAUGCGAUUCAAAGAGAGAAGAUUGAGACACUCGAUUGCCAACUCCAGGACUUUGAAGAGCUGAAAGAGAAGUACUCUUGGUCCGUUAGUCAGAAUCAAAGUCUGGAGAGAGAGUUUAAGGAGCACCAGGAGGAGCUGAAAAUGGUAAAUCAGUGUUUGGAAGAGCAGGUCUCCGUUUGCAAAACUCUGGAGGAACAGAUGAAGGAGAAUUCGAUCCAAAACAAGAGGAUUGAGAUUCUAGAACAUCAGCUCCAGGAGUUUGAAGCGUUGAAAGAGGAGUUUUCUUGGUCUGUUAAACAGAAUCAGAGUCUGGAGAAAGAGUUGGAACGAACCAAAGAAAUCUCAUGUAAACAUGAACCAGAACGUAAAGAGGCUUGUGAGAUUAAUGAGACUGCAAAUCAAUGCAAGAAGAUUGAGAUGCUAGAACGCCAACUCCAGGAGUUUGAGCAGAUCAAAGAGGAGUAUUCUUGGUCUGUCCGACAGAACCAAAGUCUGGGGAGAGAGUUGGAACAAGCCAAAGAAACCUCACGGAAACAUGAGGCUGAACUUCAGGAGGCUUGUGAGAAGUUGGUAGGACUAAAACUGUCACAGAAGAAGGUGCUUGAGGAGUACCUCGAGGGGUUAAGAGUUUUCAAGAAGAUGUUUAAGGAGCAGGACGAAGUUCGCAAACAGUUGGAGCAACAAAUUAGCGAGAAGGACCUCCAGGAGAAGCCGUGUAUGUGUCAAACUGUAGCUAGCACAGAGACGCUAAUAGAUUUACAAGACGUGAGAGAGAACUCUACGUCCAAUGUCCAAACAAUAAGGACCUUUUUGGAGGAACCGCAGACGAGUGCAGACGGGCCCAGACCUCAGAGUUAG
Molecule: messenger RNA, 1689 nt
Organism: Knipowitschia caucasica
Lineage: Eukaryota; Metazoa; Chordata; Actinopteri; Gobiiformes; Gobiidae
Source: the annotation of a GenBank genome assembly